Vanessa tameamea is the source of this 1492-nucleotide messenger RNA. Its product is annotated as probable mitochondrial glutathione transporter SLC25A40. Gene Ontology annotation, biological process: mitochondrial transmembrane transport. The transcript is spliced from 10 exons. Bases 93 to 1160 code for a protein of 355 amino acids. The record is from RefSeq and is a predicted model, not a curated record. Gene Ontology annotation, cellular component: mitochondrion. NCBI's taxonomy places the organism in Eukaryota, Metazoa, Arthropoda, Insecta, Lepidoptera, Nymphalidae.
GACAGAAACAUCUGAUCGAAUAUAAUUAUAUCAAUACAUAUUGUUUUAUACUUUAUUUCUCAAUACAAGCUUAGAUUUUUUCUUCAAAUGCCAUGAUUCGAGAAGACGAUCCCCAGUUUCGUAUAACUCCUUUUCAACAGAUGGCAUCAGCAUGUUCUGGUGCAUUAAUAACCUCCUUGUUUAUGACUCCAUUGGAUGUAGUAAAAAUAAGGUUACAAGCACAACAGAAGGCUUUAUUAUCAAAUAAAUGUUAUUUGUAUUGCAAUGGUUUAAUGGAACAUCUUUGUCCAUGCGGGGAAACUGCAUGGAUACCUAGACGAGUUCAUUUUCAUGGAACGAUGGAUGCUUUUUACAAAAUUGCUAAAUUUGAAGGGGUACCAGCAUUGUGGUCCGGCCUCAGUCCUACACUAAUUCUUGCUCUUCCAUGUACUGUAAUUUAUUUUGUCUCAUAUGAACAACUGAGAUUUCGGAUGAAAAAUUUUUAUAACAACAUUACUGGCAAUAGUGGCCAACCUAUGUGGAUUCCGAUGAUAGCAGGUGGUACGGCAAGAAUAACCGCUGUGACUCUUUUCAGCCCAUUAGAAUUAAUUAGGACAAAAAUGCAAUCUAAAAGCUUGACUUAUUCUGAAAUUACUUUAGCCUUACGCCAAGUUUUAAAAUAUGAGGGAUAUCGAGGAUUGUUUCGUGGAUUAGGGUCUACAUUAUUAAGAGAUGUGCCAUUCUCGGGAAUAUAUUGGUCCACAUUUGAAACUACGAAAAGGGUAUUCAACAAACCAGAGUCAGAAAAAAAUUCAUUCAUUUUCAACUUUUUCUGUGGAUCUGUAGCUGGCAGUAUUGCAGCUUUUAUAACUUUGCCAUUUGAUGUUGUAAAAACUCACCAACAAAUAGAAUUAGGGGAAAAAGAAAUUUACACAGAUGGUAAGGUGCAUCAAAGAGCAUCAAAUAUGAAAGACAUAGCAAAGACUAUUUAUAAUAAUCAUGGUGUUAGAGGGCUAUUCACUGGCUUGUUACCUCGAAUAUUUAAGGUUGCUCCAGCAUGUGCUAUCAUGAUCGCAACAUUUGAAUAUGGAAAACAGUUCUUCCAAAAAUACAAUACACAAAAAUAUAAGGAGAAAAUGCAAAGACAUGGAAUAGACAUUAAGAUAAUUAAAUCUGAUUAACUUGAUCACACAAUUUUAAAUCUGUUGCUUAGGCAUCAUGACAUAGUACUAAUGAGCCAGCCAUCAAGUAAUAAUGAAUAUACUUCUUUAUAAGGAGCUUGACAUAAAAAAAAAGUGCUAUGAACUAUUGGGAUGGUUAAACGGUUUUUAGGAAUUGUACUUGAUUACUUUUAGAUUCAAAUUAAUUAACUUCAUCCAGUAGAUCACUUUAAGUAUCACUUAAAUCUAUAUACAACUUUUAUGUUAUGAAUUCAUUUUCAUUAAUUGAAUUUUAUUUGUUGUAUUCAUAUGACUUUUGUAAAAGUAAAACUAAAUGAUUUAAAUUAUAUCAU